CGGGAAGGGCCGAGGCGGCGGCGCGAGGCUUUGGCGCGGAGCCGCGUGCCGGGAGCCGCCCGUCCCUCGCCAUGCUGCGGAAACUCACCCCGGAGCAGAUCCGCGACUGGUUCACCGUCGGCAGCGCCGUCACCGCCGUCGAGCUCUUGGGCGAGGAGGUGCAGGCCGCUCCCCCGUGCGCUGGCCCCCGCCACCCCGCACGGGAGCCGUUGACGGCUGCGGGGCUGCCUAUCACAGAGAGCGUUGGAACGGAAUAUGCCAAAAAAUACAGACGAGCAGAGGAACAACAGCUAGGUGUAUCUGGAAAUGAUCAGCCUGUCUCUAAUAAACCAGGUACUUCACUGUCGAAGUAUCAAUCAGGUGAUUCAACUUCUAUACCAAUAAUUAAACAUAAAUAUGUGAAUAUGCCUACAGCCAAACACAGGGAAAAGAUACUGUCUCUGAUACAAAACAAUUCAGUUGUGAUUGUAGAAGGAGCAACUGGCAGUGGUAAGAGCACACAGAUUCCACAAUAUGUUCUGGAUUAUUGCAUGCAGCAAUCUAUCCACUGCAACAUUGCUGUCACCCAGCCCCGGAAAAUCAGUGCCAGCAGCCUUGCCAGGUGGAUUAGCAAGGAACGAUCGUGGACUCUAGGUGGAUUUGUAGGAUACCAGUUGAGUUUAGAGAACGUUUCGACAAAGGAGACAAGGUUGCUGUAUAUGACAACUGGCAUUCUUCUUCAGAAAGUAGUUUCUGCCAAGAGCCUAACUGAGUUCACGCAUAUUUUCAUUGAUGAAGUGCAUGAGCGUACAGAAGAAAUGGAUUUCUUGCUCUUGAUGACCCGUAAACUAUUAUAUACAAAUUCACAGUCUGUAAAGAUAAUAUUGAUGUCUGCUUCCAUCAACUCUAAAGAAUUUGCUGAUUACUUUGCAAUUCCACUUCGUAAUGGGCUGAAUCCAGUCUGUGUAUUUAAGGUGGAAGGCAAACCUUUUGCAGUUGAAGAAUAUUAUCUUGAUGAUUUAAAGGACACUGUUGAUUUCAAGCUUCAUUCUCAAAGCAUUGAGGAACCCGUGAUAAAAAAGAAUAUGUAUGAUGUAGCAGUGUCUCUGAUUGAGUCAUUUGAUGAGUUUGAGAUGAAGAGUUUUAGAGUAGAGACUGAAAAAUGCCUGAAAAAAUUUUACACCAGGAAUGAAUACAGCAGAACAAUGGAGGAAAACAGCUUGAGGGAUGCGUUGGAACGUGGCAGUGUGCUAGUAUUUUUACCAGGUUUGGCUGAAAUAAGAUACAUGCACUCAUGCCUCUCAGAUAAGUUUAAAAGGUGGCAAGUGUACCCACUUCACUCAUGUGUGACAUUAGAGGAACAAAAUGAAGUAUUUUUGGCUACAGUUCCUGGCUACAGAAAAAUUAUUCUAGCUACCAACAUAGCUGAGAGCUCUGUAACAGUUCCUGAUGUUAAGUAUGUGAUAGAUUUCUGCUUAACUAAAGCUUUGGUUUGUGAUAAGGAAACUAAUUACCAAAGUUUGAGACUUUGCUGGGCAUCUAAAACAAACUGUAAUCAAAGAAAAGGUCGCGCUGGACGAGUUUCCAGAGGGUAUUGUUACAGGCUGGUGUGCAAAGCUUUCUGGACAAACUUUAUUCCAGAGAAGUCAGAACCUGAGAUACUGCGUUGCCCGUUAGGAGGUACAGUCUUAAAAUUAAAAAAGCUUGAUAUGGGGGAACCAAAAACCUUACUGGCAACAGCUCUUUCUCCACCCAAUGUAGAUGACAUCGAACGUACCAUAGUUCAGCUGAAAGAGCUGGGAGCACUUGCCUGUGUGCAAACAGAAGAAGAUCUGCAUGAUGGUGAGCUGACUUUCCUAGGAAGAGUAUUGAUACACUUGCCAGUGGACCUGUAUCUCGGAAAAUUGAUAGUGCUUGGGCAUGUCUUCGGGUGCUUAGAGGAAUGCCUUAUUAUAGCUGCAGCACUGUCUUUGCGGAAUUUUUUUGUAGUACCUUUCAAAGAACAUGUUGAUGGAUUCAGGAAAAAAAUGGGUUUUGCUGGGAAUAGUAAGAGUGACUGUAUUGCAAUUGUGAAUGCAUUUAAGGCAUGGCAGGCCUGCAAACAAAAGGGGAAGCUGAGAGAUCCCAAGGAAGAGUAUGAGUGGGGUCGAUCAAAUUGUGUUCAUGUCAAGAGGAUGAAAGAGGUGGCAGAGUUAUUUCACAACUUGAAGAGGCGAAUCAGGGCUUUUAACAUGUAUGUUAAUACUCAACCAUCUGCUGUGGACCAGGAGUAUGUGAACAAACAACGCUUCAUUUUGCAGGUUGUAAUAGCUGGUGCUUUCUAUCCGAACUACUUUACUUUUGGAGAAUGUAAUGAAAAAAAUGCUGUGAAAGAGCUUGCUGGCAAAGAUCCAAAAACCACUGUAAUGCUAAGGAAUAUUCCUCCUUAUGGAUAUCUGUACCAUAAACAGUUGCAGUCACAGCUUAGACAGUGUGGGCAAGUAAAAUCUAUUGCCUAUAAUGGAUCAAAGGCUCUUGUGGAGUUCUCCCGCAAUCCAAAGGAGGCCUUUAAGGUCCUACCCGAAGUGUACCUGGCAAUCAAGAUGUUAAAACUGAAGAUUCCUUUUGAGCUGGAUGUUCAUCAUCCAGAUGAUAUCAGAAAACAAUUGCAAGGUGUGGCAGCCGCAAGUUUGGAAUCUUUGAGAGUAAAUGUAGACUGCCAGAAGCAGACAGUGGAGCCUGUGGAAAUCUCAUUUGGUGCUUCAGAAAUGUCAGUGAUCCCAAGUCAUUUUCUGUGCAUCAAGAUAACGGAGAUAGUAGAAGUUGGACACUUCUGGGGUUACAGGAUAGAUGAAAAAAACAGGACUGUACUCGAGGCUCUAACUGCUGAAAUCAACUAUCAGAACCUGAUGGAUUUAUCAGUGCCUCCACGUCCAGAUUUGCUUUGUCUGGCACCAUUCGCUUACCUGGAAAACAGAGGAUACUACAGAGCUUGUGUUCUGUAUGUUCAUGGAGAUUUUGCUGAGGUUUUUUUUGUGGAUUAUGGCAAUAGAUCAGAAGUGCCUUUAAAUAAAUUAAAAGAGAUUCCAAGCUGUCUUCAAGAGAUUCCUUUCCAGGCUUUAGAGUUCAAGAUCUGCAAGAUGCGUCCGUCUGCCAGAUCGAUCGUGUGUGGGGAACGGUGGAGUUACAGCGCCAGCCAGAGAUUUGCCUCGCUGGUCGAUGGCUGCAGUCUGCUGGUGCACGUGUAUUCAGUCGUGCACGGGGUCCUGCACGUGGAUGUUUUCCGCUACUCCAGGUGCAGAGACCUGGUGAACAUUCGAGACGUGCUCAUUGAGGAACGUUACGCCGAACUAGCAGAAGAAUCGUACGAGUCACAACAAAGCCACAGUUUGCUCAAGGAGUUACUUUUGGAUGAAGUAAAGAAAGAAAAGCAAGUGCCUGUAUCUUCAAGACAGGAAGAAAAGCAUCUCAUUGGAAGAUUGUUAAACUGUUUUUCUGACAACAAGUCUGAUGUGCCAACCCAUAAGGUAACAGUUUCGGGCCCGUUCAGUCCUUAUGAGCUGAAAUGCUACAGUCUGACUAGGGUAUCCCGGUUCAGAAAUAUUUUCAUAUGUAAGGAGAGCAUAAACUCCGUUGUUGUCCAUGAUACUGCAGAAGAUCCCUUUCAACAGUUGCUGGUUGCUGCUGAUAUAUCAGUAAAUGCAGCUGGAUCUACUCUGUUUUUAGGGGAAACAUCUUUGAUGCCUCCUAUUCCUGGCCUGCUUGCACUCCUCAGUAUGCUGUUUGCUCCAGCAAUAGAACUCAGGGUUGAUAAAACUGGAAAGUAUUUUACUGGUGUUCUGUGUGGUUUGGGUUGGAGUCGGACUUCUGGGGCUCCACUGCUUCCAGAAAAUGAUAUGGCCCUGACAUUUGAUGUGCAAUUUGGAGUGGAAGACAUAAUAGAGAUAAACAACUUAAGGACAUCCAUUAAUAAGCUGCUCUGUGAACGUGCAGUAUAUUCUGGACAAGAGCAAAUGAUACAGCUGCAGGAGAAUAUUCGUCAGAAGCUUCUAUGUUUAAUCUGCAAAUCGAGGCCUCGAGAUAAAAUUGUUCCUACGUGGUGUGAGAACCCAUAUGCAUGGAAUCAGGUGGAUUCUCAGCGUAUUGUUGACAAGUCUGAAAAGCAGCGUGAAAGAGGAAAUAGUGUUUAUCAGCUCCACAAGCUUGUUUUGUUGAAUGAUUAAGUAUUCCUAGAAGUCUUUCAGAGGAUGAGGUAUUACAACUAGUCUAAAAAUUAAUUCUGUCUUGGAUGCAUGUUUUGCAAGACUGUUCCUUAAGAUUAGUGUAAGUGUACUGAAAUACGGUUUGGAAUGUGUUCGUGUGGUUUUGAAAAAGUUAAGGUUUGCUGGCCUAGAGCAGACAAGUUUAUUCAUAAAACAAACUGAUGUAAAGCAGGAUGAAACUUCAGUAAUACUUCUGAGCAGGUUUAUUGCAAGGUACAUGAAAGAUGAAGCAAAUCUAGGUUUAGUUGUUCAUUUUAUGUCUAAAAGCUCAUAAGUCAAGAGGCAUGACUUUUUUUUUCCCCCCCUUUAAGUGCAAGUUGCAUUUUCCUGUUUUCUUUGUCAUUAGUUUUUCAAAAAUACAUGCAACAAAGGGGUUUGGGGUUUUCCCUAACCAAAAACUGGAAGUCAGAGGAAACUGAUGAUCUAGAUUAUGUUCUGAUGCAAACUACAACUUGAUAUAUAAUUUUUUCAUUAGUUUUUCAUACAGCAAAACAUAACCUGAUUUAUUUUCCUGUAUGGAAGAAGAAUGCUUUUGAAUUACUGAUUCUUGGCACAUUGUUUCAUUCUUUCUUCUUAUUCUUACCUGCGAGAUCUUUAGUCCUAAAAAUGAGGUCAGUGGUUUCAGAAUAAAAUGCAGAAGUGAAAUAAAAUGUUUUUGUCUCUUCUGUUGUGCAGCCAUGCUUAAUAAAAGCUAAAUUUAGUUAUUAA
Pseudopipra pipra is the source of this 4928-nucleotide messenger RNA. RefSeq names its product tudor domain containing 9 (gene TDRD9). Gene Ontology annotation, molecular function: RNA binding; helicase activity; ATP binding. Bases 72 to 4181 code for a protein of 1369 amino acids. The record is from RefSeq and is a predicted model, not a curated record. Gene Ontology annotation, cellular component: intracellular anatomical structure. Lineage: Eukaryota; Metazoa; Chordata; Aves; Passeriformes; Pipridae. The transcript has 37 exons.